Molecule: messenger RNA, 6218 nt
Organism: Rhagoletis zephyria (snowberry fruit fly)
Lineage: Eukaryota; Metazoa; Arthropoda; Insecta; Diptera; Tephritidae
Product: spectrin alpha chain
Molecular function (GO): protein binding
Source: RefSeq, a predicted model, not a curated record
CACGAAAUGCUAGUGUGCCAGUUGUGUGUAGCGAGCGAAGUGAACAACAUUUCAGAACCGAGUGAUUUUUUUUAAGGCGCAGACGGAAAAGACGGAAAAACUUUUGACAAGCCAGGUGGUGGCUAUCAGCUUAAUCACUAACACACUGAGCAGUAUUAAUUCAAUUAAAUAAUAAUAGCAAACCGCAACAAAAAGAAAUCUUACAAAAUCGAAAAAUUUUUAUUUAAACGUAUUACAUAGCAACGACCGAAACGAGCAUACGAAAAAAUGGAGAAUUUCACGCCCAAGGAGGUGAAAAUUCUGGAAACAGUCGAGGACAUUCAAGAGCGUCGAGAACAGGUGCUUACGCGGUAUAAUGAAUUUAAGAUGGAGACCCGCCAGAAGCGCGAGAAACUAGAAGAUUCACGACGCUUUCAAUACUUCAAGCGAGAUGCGGACGAGCUAGAAUCUUGGAUUCAUGAAAAGUUACAGGCCGCAAGCGAGGAGAGCUAUCGCGAUCCCACAAACUUGCAAGCGAAAAUUCAAAAGCAUCAAGCCUUCGAAGCGGAGGUCUCAGCUCAUAGCAAUGCUAUUGUCUCACUUGACAACACAGGUCAAGAGAUGAUCAAUCAACAGCAUUUUGCUUCCGAAACGAUUUUACGUCGAUUGGAUGAAUUACACCGUUUGUGGGAGUUGCUGUUGAGUCGUCUAGCGGAGAAGGGCCAAAAAUUGCAGCAAGCAUUGGUUUUGGUGCAGUUUUUGCGACAAUGUGAAGAAGUCAUGUUUUGGAUCAAGGACAAGGAGGCUUUCGUUACAGCCGAUGAAUUCGGCCAAGAUUUGGAGCAUGUGGAGGUUUUACAGCGUAAGUUUGACGAAUUCCAAAAGGAUAUGGCUUCGCAGGAGUAUCGUGUCAUCGAAGUGAACCAGUUGGCCGACAAGCUGGUUCAAGACGGCCACCCAGAACGCGAAACAAUAACCAAACGCAAGGAGGAAUUGAACGAGGCUUGGCAGCGCCUCAAGCAGUUGGCAAUUGUGCGCCAAGAAAAAUUAUUUGGUGCGCAUGAAAUUCAAAGAUUCAAUCGCGACGCCGAUGAGACCGUUGCUUGGAUCGCCGAAAAAGAUGUUGUACUAUCAUCGGACGAUUACGGCCGUGACUUGGCCAGUGUACAAGCUUUGCAGCGCAAACACGAGGGCGUGGAACGCGAUCUAGCUGCCCUCGAGGAUAAAGUAUCCACCUUGGGCGCGGAGGCAUUACGUCUUUGUUCAAUUCAUGCCGACCAUAGCGACCAAAUACGCGACAAGCAGGCAGAAAUUGCCAACUACUGGCAAAGCUUAACGGCGAAGGCUCGCGAGCGUAAGCAGAAGCUGGAUGAGUCGUACUUUUUGCACCGUUUUCUGGCUGACUUCCGCGACUUAGUGUCAUGGAUAAAUGGCAUGAAGGCCAUAAUUUCCGCCGAUGAGUUGGCCAAGGAUGUAGCUGGAGCCGAGGCACUUUUGGAACGUCACCAGGAGCAUAAGGGUGAGAUCGAUGCUCGCGAGGACAGCUUUAAAUUGACUACCGAGUCGGGCCGCAAACUAUUAGAGCGUGAACAUUACGCUGCAGCUGAGAUUCAAGAAAAAUUGGCUGCAUUAGAAAAUGACAAAAGUUCAUUGUUGUCUUUAUGGGAAGAUCGUCGCAUCCUGUAUGAGCAGUGUAUGGAUUUGCAGCUAUUUUAUCGCGAUACCGAACAAGCAGACACAUGGAUGGCUAAGCAAGAGGCUUUUCUUGCCAAUGAAGAUCUUGGCGAUUCCUUAGACUCUGUUGAGGCUUUGAUAAAAAAGCACGAGGACUUUGAGAAGAGUCUCGCUGCGCAGGAAGAGAAAAUCAAGGCACUUGAUAUAUUCGCCACUAAGCUAAUCGACGGUCAGCACUAUGCUGCCGACGAUGUGGCACAACGUCGUCAAAUGCUGCUCGCACGACGGUCGGCGUUGCAAGAAAAGUCCGCACGGCGGCGACAGCUGUUGGAAGAUUCCAAUCGUUAUCAGCAGUUUGAACGCGACUGCGACGAGACCAAAGGUUGGAUCAGUGAGAAACUGAAAUUUGCUACCGAUGACAGCUAUUUGGACCCAACCAAUUUGAAUGGCAAAAUGCAGAAACAUCAAAACUUCGAACAUGAACUCAACGCUAACAAAUCCCGUAUUGAGGACAUCACAACAGUAGGUACUGAGCUGAUCGAAAAGAAACAUUACGCAUCUGACCAGAUUAACACACGCAUGCAGGAGAUUGUUGUAUUAUGGGAGACAUUGGUGCAGGCUUCCGAUAAAAAGGGCUGCAAACUACACGAGGCUUGUCAACAGCAACAAUUCAAUCGCACCAUUGAAGACAUAGAGCUGUGGCUAAGCGAAAUCGAGGGCCAGCUGUUGUCCGAAGACCAUGGCAAGGAUUUGACAUCGGUGCAAAAUUUACAGAAAAAGCAUGCACUGCUCGAGGCGGACGUCAUGGCCCAUCAGGACCGCAUCGAGAGCAUCAAAGUGGCUGCGAAUAAAUUCAUCGAGUCUGGUCACUUUGAUGCAGACAACAUUCGGCACAAGGAAGCCAAUUUGUCUGAGCGUUACGCUGCACUAGCUGCCCCGAUGGCCGAGCGGAAGCAGCAUUUAUUGGAUUCACUACAGGUACAGCAACUAUUCCGCGACUUAGAAGACGAGGCGGCUUGGAUACGCGAGAAAGAGCCCAUCGCUGCUUCGACCAAUCGCGGUAGGGACUUAAUUGGCGUGCAAAACCUUAUUAAAAAACAUCAGGCUGUUUUGGCUGAGAUCAACAAUCACGAGCCCCGCUUACUUAAUGUCAUCAGUUCAGGUGAGAAUAUGCUGAAGGAGCAGCCAUUUGCUAGCGAUGAUAUUCGCCAGCGCUUGGAUGCAUUGCAGGAACAGUGGAAUACACUAAAGGACAAGUCAAAUCAACGCAAACAAGAUCUUGAAGACUCUCUCCAAGCACAUCAGUAUUUUGCUGACGCCAACGAGGCCGAGUCGUGGAUGCGUGAGAAGGAACCAAUAGCUACCAGCAACGAUUACGGCAAGGACGAAGACUCUGCCGAGGCAUUACUGAAAAAGCACGAAGCACUAGUUUCUGAUUUGGAAGCCUUCGGUAAUACCAUACAGGCAUUGCAAGAACAAGCUAGAAACUGUCGGCAACAAGAAACGCCUGUCGUCGACAUAACUGGCAAGGAAUGUGUUGUGGCCCUUUACGACUAUACUGAAAAAUCACCACGUGAGGUUUCAAUGAAGAAGGGUGAUGUGCUGACGCUUCUCAACUCGAAUAACAAAGACUGGUGGAAGGUUGAGGUGAACGAUCGCCAAGGAUUUGUGCCAGCUGCCUACAUCAAAAAGAUUGAAGCUGGUCUAAGUGCUAGUCAGCAGAAUCUUGUGGAUAAUCACUCUAUUGCUAAACGCCAGAAUCAAAUCAAUUCCCAAUACGAUAAUUUGCUAGCGCUGGCACGCGAACGUCAAAACAAAUUGAACGAGACGGUAAAGGCAUACGUCCUCGUUCGAGAAGCAGCCGAUUUGGCCCACUGGAUUAAGGACAAAGAAAAUCACGCCCAAAUCGCUGAUGUUGUGGGUGAAGACCUUGAAGAAGUUGAAGUAUUACAAAAGAAGUUCGAUGAUUUCAACGACGACUUGAAGGCCAACGAAGUGCGCUUAGCAAACAUGAAUGAAAUCGCCGUUCAACUGACUUCUCUAGGCCAAACAGAGGCUGCCUUGAAGAUCCAAUCCCAAAUGCAAGACUUGAAUGACAAAUGGAACAACCUGCAGCAGCUGACCGCCGAAAAGGCGAGCCAACUUGGAUCUGCGCACGAAGUGCAGCGCUUCCAUCGAGACAUCGACGAAACGAAGGACUGGAUCGCUGAAAAGGAGAAUGCUCUAAACAAUAAUGACUUGGGCAAGGAUUUGCGCAGCGUUCAAACUUUGCAGCGCAAACACGAGGGUGUUGAACGCGACCUGGCUGCAUUGCGGGACAAAAUACGGCAAUUGGAUGAAACUGCCAAUCGCUUAAUGCAAUCACAUCCUGACACCGCUGAGCAAACUUACGCCAAACAAAAGGAGAUCAAUGAGAUGUGGGAUCAAAUUAUUACGAAAGCAACUGCACGUAAAGAAAAACUUUUGGACUCAUACGAUUUGCAGCGAUUCCUCAGCGACUAUAGGGACCUACUUGCUUGGAUCAACUCGAUGAUGAGCCUAGUCACGUCCGAUGAACUGGCAAAUGAUGUCACUGGGGCUGAAGCGCUUAUUGAGCGUCAUCAGGAACACCGAACAGAGAUCGAUGCACGUGCCGGAACAUUUGCUGCCUUCGAACAGUUUGGCAAUGAACUUUUACAGGCCAAUCACUAUGCUUCACCCGAGAUCAAGGAGAAGAUCGAGGAUCUAGCCAAGACGCGUGAGGAGUUGGAAAAAGCAUGGACUGCUCGUCGUUUGCAGCUUGAGCAAAAUUUGGACCUGCAAUUAUAUAUGCGCGAUUGCGAGCUAGCUGAGUCAUGGAUGUCGGCACGUGAAGCCUUCCUUAAUGCCGAUGAUGUCGACAAUAAGGGCGAUAAUGUCGAAGCUUUGAUCAAAAAGCACGAAGAUUUCGAUAAGGCCAUCAAUGGGCACGAGGAGAAAAUAGCCGCUUUGCAAGUUUUGGCUGAUACUUUAAUCAAUCAAAACCACUACGCAUCCAAUCUGAUUGACGAUAAGAGGAAGCAGGUGUUAGAGCGCUGGCGUCACCUGAAGGAGGGUUUAAUUGAGAAACGUUCUCGAUUGGGUGAUGAGCAGACAUUGCAGCAAUUCUCUCGGGAUGCUGAUGAAAUCGAGAACUGGAUCGCUGAGAAGUUGCAACUCGCUACGGAAGAGAGCUAUAAAGAUCCAGCCAAUAUUCAAUCGAAACACCAAAAGCAUCAGGCCUUCGAGGCUGAAUUGGCCGCCAACGCAGAUCGCAUUCAGAGUGUUUUAGCAAUGGGUGAAAACCUCAUUGAUAAGAAACAGUGCAGCGGCUCGGAAGAUGCUGUUCAAAAGCGUCUCACCCAAAUUGCCGAUCAGUGGGAAUAUCUCACACACAAAACCACAGAGAAGUCGCUGAAAUUAAAGGAAGCAAACAAACAGCGCACUUACAUCGCUGCUGUCAAGGACUUGGACUUCUGGUUGGGCGAGGUCGAAAGCUUGCUCACCACUGAGGAUUCUGGUAAGGAUUUGGCGUCAGUCCAAAACCUCAUGAAGAAGCAUCAGUUGGUAGAGGCGGAUAUCGUGGCACACGAAGACCGCAUCAAGGACAUGAACAACCAGGCCGAUUCCUUGGUUGACAGCGGUCAGUUUGAUAGUGCUGGCAUUCAGGAGAAACGUCAAAGCAUCAAUGAGCGCUAUGAACGCAUCUGUAAUUUGGCUGCACACCGCCAGGCUCGCUUGAACGAAGCACUAACGUUGCAUCAAUUCUUCCGCGAUAUUGCCGAUGAAGAAAGUUGGAUAAAAGAAAAGAAAUUGCUGGUUGGCUCAGAUGACUAUGGUCGCGAUUUGACUGGUGUUCAAAACCUAAAAAAGAAACAUAAGCGCCUCGAGGCCGAGUUGGCAUCACACGAGCCGGCAAUCCAGGCCGUGCAAGAAGCGGGUGAGAAGUUAAUGGACGUUUCUAAUUUGGGUGUUCCCGAGAUCGAACAGCGUCUGAAGGCCUUGAAUCAGGCUUGGGCCGAGCUCAAGAACUUGGCAGCAACACGCGGUCAGAAACUAGAUGAAUCCCUUAUAUAUCAACAAUUUUUAGCCCAAGUAGAGGAAGAGGAAGCAUGGAUAACAGAGAAGCAACAAUUACUCUCAGUUGAUGACUAUGGUGAUUCUAUGGCUGCUGUGCAAGGACUUUUGAAGAAGCACGACGCAUUUGAAACCGACUUUGCAGCCCACAAAGAUCGGUGCUCGUUGAUAUGUGACCAAGGAUCUGAAUUGGUGGAAGCUAAAAACCACCACGGUGACUCUAUCGCGCAACGUUGCCAGCAACUGCGCAGCAAGCUUGAAAACUUGAAUGCAUUGGCUGCUCGUCGCAAGGGUGCCCUCUUGGACAAUUCUGCCUAUUUGCAAUUCAUGUGGAAGGCUGAUGUGGUCGAAAGCUGGAUCGCCGAUAAAGAGAACUACGUGCGUUCCGAUGAAUACGGCCGCGACCUUUCAACCGUUCAAACUCUGUUGACCAAACAAGAGACAUUUGACGCUGGUAGGUAAAAAAAAAAAACGCACACAACAAUUUUUGU